Molecule: messenger RNA, 3287 nt
Organism: Annulohypoxylon truncatum
Lineage: Eukaryota; Fungi; Ascomycota; Sordariomycetes; Xylariales; Hypoxylaceae
Product: putative zinc finger protein
Exons: 8
Coding region: 144-3185 (1013 amino acids)
Source: RefSeq, a predicted model, not a curated record
AAAUGGGGUUUCGGUUCCUGAAAGCGACAGAUUUAGCAGCUUCCUUCCUUCAUGAUCUAAGACAUACUGGGGUUCAUGCCUUAUUAUCUCUUCUGAUUUUAACAUCAAGUCCGAAGCAAGACUAAAAGAUCAAAAGUCAAUUCAUGGAUCGCCACUCUCGCCAAUCUCCAUUUGAACGGGCGCUCAAGGAAUUCCAGAAGGGUCUGGGAGGACGCAACAUAAAAGAUUUCCAAACGACAACACUUAGAAACUUGCAGGACAGUAUCGUGGAAUUGCAAGCAGAACAGCAUUCACAACGGAAACUACAAAACCUAAACCGGUUACAACCAUUUCUAAAGGCGAUUGAGCAAUAUGGAGAAGUGAUUAGGACAUUCUGUAACAACAGUGACAUUGUUGCAUUCAUCUGGGGACCUCUCAAGUUCUUGCUUCAGAGAACGAGUGUAGUUACCGAGGCCUUUUGUGAGCUCCUGGGGGCUUAUGAGGGCAUAGGGGAGAGUCUCCCCCUUCUUAUGCAAUAUCGGGAUACCUUCCGUAUCAAGCCGCACAUGAUCAGAAUCUUGUCAGACAUAUAUGUGGAUAUCCUCGAGUUUCAGAGAAUCAUUUUGCGUUACUUUCAACAGCCAGAAUGGCAGCGAAUAUUCGUCGAAUCGUGGGGCACAUGCAAAUCUCGUUUCCCUGGCAUCAUCCUCCACAUAGCCCAGCGUCGAAGCUUAAUUGAGGAUCAAGCUUCCCCUUACCAAAUUGAAAAGGUUCAAGAAGAAAUCCAGCGGUCCCGGAGAUCCGAAGAUGCGAAGUUGGAUGAGCAAAAUUUACAGCGAAUACGACAAGUUAACAAUUGGCUCAAACCAGCUUAUGUUCAUAUCGACCAAAACGAUUUCUCCAAACUUCGGGCGGAAUAUCCUGGAACUGGACGCUGGCUCCUGGAAAACACUUUCUUCAAAGAGUGGUUUGACCCACGAUUUCCUACAAUCCCUCCCUUACUCUGGCUCAGUGGUAUACCUGGAGCAGGAAAAACAAUCCUCGCUUCUCUGGUCGUAGAAGAAGCGCAGAGGCUGGACCCGGCGCCAACGGUACUGUACUUCUAUUGCAAGCAUGAUAACUCGGAACGAGAUAAUUUCGUUGCCCUUGGUCGGACUCUCCUUGCACAAUUCCUCAAGCAAGAUAUUGGCUUAUUGCCUACGCUUUACCAGAAAUCUUGCCGCAGUGGUGAGACGAUGCUUACUUCACCAACUUUGGUGGAAGAGCUCUUGACUAUUGCUUUUGGAAACUGCAAAAGCGCAUACAUCAUCCUUGAUGGUUUGGAUGAGUGCCCACGAGAACAACGAAAAUCCAUUACUCAAUGGUUUAGGAAGCUGGUCGAAGAUCUUCCCAAUAGUGAGCCUGAGAGGUUACGUUGCCUCUUUGUAAGUCAAGAUGACGGUCCUGCUCGAAAGGACUUCACUGGAAUUACCAGCAUCAAAAUCGGAUCCAAAGAAAACAGAUACGACAUCGAAGAAUAUUGCCAAAUGAAGGCUCGUGAACUUAAAGAAAUCUUUCUAUUCCCUGAUGACAAAGCGAGUGUCAUUGCUAGCAAUGUAGCUAGUUCUGUGCAAGGCCUGUUCCUGCUAGCAAAGUUGAUAUGGGACAAUAUUCUAGGCCAAUCAUCCAUUGCAGCAUUAGAGAAAGAACUUGAACCAACCGCCUUCCCAAAGACUAUCAACGAUGCAUACAGCAGAAUCAUGGAUAGGAUAGUUGAACAAACUCCGCAAGCAGCAAUGGAUGACACCUUGCACCUAUUAGGAUGGCUUGUUUGUGCAAGAAGGCCGCUUAAAUGGCAUGAGAUACAAGGAAUGAAAUCCGUGAACCUGGACGAACAAUGUGUUGAUUAUAGUCGCCAAAGUUUUGUGAAAUCCCCUAAGGAUCUUUGUGCAUCCUUUUUAGAAACUCGGUCAGAUGGAACCAUUGAAUUGAUUCAUCUAACAGCCAAGUUUUUCUUGAUUGAUAAAAGCAGCGAUAGAAGUCCUCCAGUUAUCGAUCCAUCAGCUGAGGAGCUCAAAAUAGCUUGCUUUUGUAUUGACUAUUUGAACCUUCCUGCGUUCGUAAGCCAGCCUACCAAGGAACGGGUGUUGAAUGGGGAUUACGGGUUCAUGAACUACGCUGUUCUAUACUGGCUUCAACAUCUGGAAACAGGACUCUCUCUACAGAUUGGUAAUCAUGAACAGCUAAUGAACCAGCUUGCGGAAUCUUUGGAAAUCUUUAUCGAGAAGCAUUGGAACUCACCAACUACCACCUUUACGUUGGCAAGGCGUCAGAGUGAUAAGCUGCAAUUCUUCAAAGCCUUAUCUUUUUAUGACAGACUUGAACAAGUGGUUGCCUCAACUAGGAGGCAAUUGAAGGAUUUUGGGAAAAUGAAGAAAGAAGAGUUUGCUUUAAACCUCGUCGACGUUGUUGGAAACGUUCGUGAGGUACUAGAGCACACGACAUCUGGUGCAGACUGGGCAAAAAUCAACAAAAUAUAUGGUGAUGAUCUCUUCAGAUGUCCUAGAUUCAGCUGCAGGUUUUUCACGAUAGGGUUCUCUUCGGCUACCGAGCGUGACAGUCAUAUUGGGAAACAUGAGCGGCCAUUUCGAUGUUCUGAGGAAAACUGUUUGGGGUCCACCUUUGGGUUUUCUUCGGCGUCUGAACAGGAGAAGCAUAUGGCAAAACACCAUUUCACAGUUGCACUCGAAGAUGAAGAGUUUCCGACUGACCACGAUAUCAACCGCAGCAAAUCGAAUAGACUAACAGCUGCAAGUCAAAACCAGGAUGAGAGUACUGAAGAUACCACGACGACAGUGAUAGAGAAAUCAAGGUCUGAGUCAGAGUCGGAAUCUGAACCACAGUAUUUGGCUCAACACAAACGAAAACGACAAACAGAGUUCAAGUGCUCACAGUGCCCCAAAGUGUUCACAAAGAAAUACAAUCUUCAGUCGCAUCUCAACAGUCAUGGUAAUGAGCGGCCUUAUAAAUGCAUGCGCUGUGGCCAACAAUUUGUGCGCCAAGGUGAUCUCAACCGUCACCUUAACAAGCACACAGAAAAGAAUAAACGAGUCUGCCAAGGAUGUGGAAAACCAUUUGCUCGUGCAGAUACUUUGGCAAAGCACUACGAAUCCAGGGUUGGUCGGGCGUGUUUUCAACGUCUGCAGGGGCAGGAUCUGUCAGAAUAACGUGAUGCUUGAUAAUUCAAUUAUUCUUAGAAGGAAAAAAUCUAUCUUCUAAAUCUAAGAGCUUCUAGCCAAGACUAACUGCAAAAUCUUCAAAAGUCUCCA